Trifolium pratense (red clover) is the source of this 2277-nucleotide messenger RNA. RefSeq lists its product as uncharacterized. Lineage: Eukaryota; Viridiplantae; Streptophyta; Magnoliopsida; Fabales; Fabaceae. The coding region runs from base 1 to 2277 and encodes 758 amino acids. The transcript has a single exon. The record is from RefSeq and is a predicted model, not a curated record.
AUGGCGGAGGAGCAACCACCGCCACCACCAAGGAGAACCUUGGGAGAUUAUGGUAGAGGAGCAAAUGGAGAUCAAGAUCUUAGAGGGUUUCAACCGGCAAACCCGAUAGCUUUUGAUAUCAGAAGUUCCGUCAUAAAAGCUUUAAAGGAGAACAAGUUUUCUGGAGCCGACUCAGAGUGUCCAAAUCUGCAUUUGAGUAACUUCUUAGAUGUGUGUGAUUACACCGACCCUCCGGGUGUCUCGGAAUGUGCCAAAAGGUUGAGACUAUUCAAAUUUUCUCUUACCGGAAGAGCCAGAGAUUGGCUGGAUACCUUGCCUAAUGGGACAAUUAAAACAUGGAACGAAUUGAGAGUCAAAUUUUCGGACCGCUUUUUCCCAAUUUACAAGUUCCUAGAAAAAAAAGCCGAGAUCACAAACUUCGAACAAGGAGAUUCCGAGUCUCUUUAUGACGGAUGGGAAAGGUUCAAACUCCUCUUGAAGAAGUGUCCCGAUCAUGGUGUGGAUAAUUUGGCUCAAAUGCAAUAUUUUACUCAAGGUUUAAGAGCACAAACUCGCAUGUUACUUGAUGUAUCUGCGGGUGGUUCCAUUAAUAACAAGGUUGCAAAUGAGGCUAAAGAGCUUGUGGAAGCCAUGGCGCAAAAUGAAUAUAGAGCUCUUAAUGAGAAAGGAGCUAAGAAUAAAGUGAGUACGUUGGAGCUUGACACUCAAAGGGCUUUGUUAGCAAAUUUCAAGCUCAUGAAUGUUCACAUGGAGACUUUUAUAAAACAUUUGACCACCAACAAGCUUGUUCAUGCUCAAGUACAACAAGUGUCAACAUCACAAGCUCAACUUCCACCAAGUAGACCUUCACCAUUGGAAGAAACUCUUUCUCAAGUCAUGAAGAUGAUACAAGUAAAUUUCGAGGCUAUGAAGACAAGUCAAGAAGCUAUGAAGAUAAGUCAAGAAUCAACAAAUAAAAAUCAUGAAGCCUACAUCAAGAAUUUGGAAACGCAAAUGGGUCAAUUGUCUAGGCAAGUUGCGUCGUCAUCUAAUGGCGGAUUUGAAGGAAACACAUGCAAUAAUCCUAAAAAGGAGAGUUGUAAUGCAAUUCAUUUGCGAAGUAGAGUGGUGCCUACACCGGUAAGUGAGCCACGUUCCAAGGAAAAUAUGUCAAAAGAAGUUGAAAAUGAGAGAAAUGGUGAGCUUGAGAAAGAAGUCGAAAAUAAGAGUGAAAAUAAAAAAAUAGAAAAAAGUGAGAAAGAAAUAGAAAAAGAGGGAGGAGUUGAAAAUGAGAUAAAGGUGGAAGAGAAGGAAAAAAAUGAUGCAAGAUUUGUCGAUAACGACUCAAAUUUGAAGAAAAUUAAGAGUAAAAUUUUGAAAGAUGGAGAAAAAGCUCAAGUAGUUCUACCUCAUGAAAAGCUACCCUACCCUCACAAAAAGAAGAGUAAGAGAAAAGAUAUUGACUUUAAGAAGUUCAUGGAGAUGUUUAAUAGCCUUCAAGUCACAACUCCGUUUAUGGAAGCUUUGGAGCAAAUGCCUAUGUAUGCCAAGUUCAUGAAGGAGUUGUUGACUAAGAAGAGGAAGCCUAAAGAGGGUGAAACCGUGUUGUUGACAGAAGAGUGUAGUGCAAUUCUUCAAAGAAAACUCCCACAAAAGAAGAAAGAUCCUGGUAGUUUCACUAUACCUUGUUCUAUUGGGAAUUUACAUGUUGGGAGAGCACUUUGUGACUUAGGAGCAAGCAUCAACUUGAUGCCCCUCUCUAUGAUGAAAAAAAUACCCGGUGCCAUAGCUAAACCCACCAAGAUGCAAUUAUCUCUUGCGGAUCGGUCAAUCACGUACCCCUAUGGAAUCUUACAAGAUGUUUUGGUAAGAGUGGCCGAAUUUGUCUUUCCGGCGGAUUUUGUAAUUCUCGAUAUGGAGGAAAAUGCCGAAGUGCCUCUUUUAUUGGGAAGACCCUUUUUGGCAACCGGGAGAGCUCUAAUUGAUGUGGAGAUGGGUGAUUUAAUGUUGAGGUUCAAUGAUGAGAAAGUUAACUUCAACAUCUUUGAAGGUAUGAGAAAUCAAGAUGAGAUUCCACAAUGCUUUAAAGCGGAUGUCAUUGAAGAUGAGAGUGAGAACUCAAAGAAAGAAGCAACAAAGUCAAUUUCUCCGGAUUUGAAAGCAAUCCCUUCUAAUGGGAAAUUUGUAUUUUUUGGAGAUGAUUAUAAGCAACCGGUGAUCGUUAGUAGGUUGCUCACCCCUUUGAAGAAGGAGGAAAAGAGGAGCCGAGUGGAAUCAAAUUUGAAGUAUCCUCCCUAA